AUGGAGAUGAACAAGGGGGAGGCCGAGAAAUGCCUCGAGAUUGGCAAGAAGCACUUGCGUGUGGGCAAUUGGGACAAGGCCAUUAAGUUCUUGGACAAGUCGCUCCGCAUGUACCCAUUGCCCGGCGUCGAGAUGAUGCGCAAUCGAGCCCAGGGAGAGCUGGAAAAAGCCUCGACGGCUCGAGCACAGCCAACGUCACCACGUGGCAGCGCGUCAAGUGCCGGAACGCGGCAUCGAGCAGCUCCGUCCGCGUCUCCAUCCAGGUCUCCAUCGACCGAGUCUUUGCGGCCGUACACGGCUGAACAGCUGCAAGUCGUGCGCAAGAUUAAGGCGUGCAAGACGCACUAUGAGGUGCUGGCAGUGCGUCAAAGUGCGACAGAUAGUGAAGUCAAGAAGGCGUACCGGAAGUUGGCGUUGAAGCUGCAUCCUGACAAGAAUAGCGCGCCUGGAGCGGAGGAUGCGUUCAAAGCUGUUGGAAAAGCGUUCACGGUUUUAAGUGACCCGGACAAGCGUGCUCAUUAUGACCGCUAUGGAGACGAUACCCAGGUGCAGCAGCAACAACAACCGCAGGGACACGGAUACGCCCAGGGUGAUGACAUUACACCGGAAGAUCUGUUCAACAUGUUUUUUGGUGGUGGCUACCGUCCUCGUGGACGUCGGCCCGCACCACCGCAAGCUCCUCGACAUCACCACCAGCAGCAGCAGCAGCAGCAACCCCGUGGCGCCAUGGCAAAUCUCGUCCAGUUUAUACCGCUGCUGCUGAUCUUCCUCAUGUCAAUGCUCUCGAUCCCGUCGAGUCCAGACGUGCCGUUCAGCUUGAACCCGACGCAGCGGUUUCACGUGCACCGUGCGACACAAGUGGCCAACGUGGUGAAGGGCAUUCCGUACUAUGUCGAGCGCGAUUUUGAGCAGCGGUAUACGACGAACUGGCGUGAUCUGACACGAGUCGAACAAAUGGUGGAGCAGGCGCAUGUGGCCCGACUUGCUGAGACUUGUGAAAACCUCAAGCUGCGGCAGAAACGGAUGCUCUACCGUGCCCGUAACGCUCGCAGUGAAGACCGCGAGUCUGCGACGCGGAAAGCGCUGGACAUGAAGAUGCCUCCGUGUGACGAGCUGCGCAGAUUCCGGCGGACACGGCGCUAUUGA
Messenger RNA from Peronospora matthiolae, 1146 nucleotides. Lineage: Eukaryota; Oomycota; Peronosporomycetes; Peronosporales; Peronosporaceae. The record is from the annotation of a GenBank genome assembly.